Messenger RNA from Kickxella alabastrina, 1637 nucleotides. RefSeq names its product ribosomal protein S5 domain 2-type protein. Lineage: Eukaryota; Fungi; Kickxellomycota; Kickxellomycetes; Kickxellales; Kickxellaceae. The coding region runs from base 62 to 1600 and encodes 512 amino acids. Gene Ontology annotation, biological process: ergosterol biosynthetic process; isopentenyl diphosphate biosynthetic process, mevalonate pathway. Gene Ontology annotation, cellular component: peroxisome. The record is from RefSeq and is a predicted model, not a curated record. Gene Ontology annotation, molecular function: ATP binding; phosphomevalonate kinase activity. The transcript is spliced from 2 exons.
UUUUCUUUUGUUAUUCUAAUACCGAAUUUCUAUUUUGUUUGUCUGUUGCUCUCGCAUUUAAAUGACCGGUACAUCUAAUUCGCCAAUCACGGUCGCCUCGGCGCCAGGCAAGGUCCUCAUUGUAGGCGGCUACCUCGUGCUGGACCGCAACUACAGCGGUCUGGUGGUUGGCACCGACGCAUGCCUGUAUGCAGCGGUGCAAACACAGGCUGUGGACGUGGCCAACGGGCCAUACACCCUAGGUGACCAUAAAAUAAACAUUUCUGUACUGUCCCCCCAGUUCCAGUCGGCGUGGUGGAAGUACUCGUUCGAUAACAAGGACAACUCGCUGACCCAGUAUGCCAGUGCUGACAAUGGCGAAAACCCCUUUGUUCAGGUGGUUAUCCGAGUCGUCAUGGGACUGGUCAACCAACUCGCUCCGGGAAAACUCCAGGAGCUGCUCUCUCUGUCGUCGUCGUUGUCAUCGCCAAAGCGUGUGGGCCUGAAGAUCGUUCUUUCCGCAGACAAUGACUUUUACUCGCAGCGCGAGACACUGGAGAAGAUGGGAUUGAGCUUGGGGGCAGAGUCGCUGAAAAAGCUUCCGCGCAUGUGCGAGACCGGAACCACGCUGAGGGGAGUGCACAAGACAGGCCUGGGCAGCUCGGCAGCAAUGGUGACAUCGCUAGUGGCGGCCAUCCUAGUACACUUUGGCAUUAUCGAGCAGGCCGAUCUCCAGCCAGGCCAGGCCGGGUCGGGCAAGCGCGGGCGCAGCCAGCAGCUUAUUCACAACGUUGCCCAGUACACGCACUGUCUGGCACAAGGCAAAGUCGGGUCGGGAUUUGAUGUCUCGGCGGCCGUCUACGGAUCACAUGUCUACCGCCGGUUCUCACCGGAUGUCCUGGACUCUGCUAUGGGUGAAAACAUCGGUAUCGACGGGAUUGAGCAGGCAACAUCUCCGGAGAACCCCGGGUGGAACAGCGACGUGACUCCAGUGUCAAUCCCGCCGCGUUUUAUUCUCCGGUUGGCUGAUGUCGAUGCGGGAAGCAACACGCCCAGCAUGGUCAGAAAAGUGAUUCAGUACCAAAAGAGCAGCCCGCGGGAGGCCACGGCUCUGUGGAGCGCGCUUGAUGUCGCUAACACCAACAUCCGCACCCUUUGGGACCAUCUCACUGCCGCCGCCCACACCGAUAGCGCCGACUACAACCUGGCAGUUGACUGGUGCGCCACGCACAAGAGCUCCGAGUGGAAAAACGCGCCCAAAUUUGCCGAAAGCCCAUCGCACCAGUUGCUGGUCGAACUCGUUGAGGGAAUUCUGCGCGUGCGGGCACUGCAGAGACAGCUCGGGGACAAUGCGCAGGUUCCUAUUGAGCCCCUCGAGCAGACUAAGCUGUUGGAUGCCUGCAUGGAGGUCCCUGGUGUUUGCAUGGCCGCCGUGCCUGGCGCUGGCGGCUACGAUGCUAUAUUCUGCAUCACGCUGGGCGAGGCCGCGAGCAGUGCCGUUGCUGAACUGUGGUUAAGCUGGACAGAGAUGAGCGUCGGGCCCCUACUCGCCAACCAGGCAUCCAGCGGUGUACGCACUCUGGACCCGGAACUGUACCCGGAGAUCAUUUCGCAGCUGUAGAUUGAUUUUAAAGAAAAAUUGUAGAGCAAUAUGUUCA